Molecule: messenger RNA, 2316 nt
Organism: Penicillium macrosclerotiorum
Lineage: Eukaryota; Fungi; Ascomycota; Eurotiomycetes; Eurotiales; Aspergillaceae
Exons: 4
Coding region: 1-2316 (771 amino acids)
Biological process (GO): DNA-templated transcription; regulation of DNA-templated transcription
Molecular function (GO): DNA binding; DNA-binding transcription factor activity, RNA polymerase II-specific; zinc ion binding
Source: RefSeq, a predicted model, not a curated record
AUGACGGCAAAUACUCCCCUCGAUAUGUCUCAUCUUGGCUACGCUACCGACGCUCUGGGUAAUGAGUUGGAUCCCAUCGAGCCGGAGCGGCCCGCUUCUGGGUUUACCCAGUCUGCUGGUUCCGGCUUAUUGCGAAAUACCGACCUUGUGUCUUUACCCGAGGGCUAUCCUGGAUCCAACUUAAGGCUCGGCGAACAGUCCAUAAAUCCUAAAGUUCCUAUCCCUCGAGCUAAACAUUUCUUCAACUCGACCAGCACAGGCCGUGUCAGCCGUGCGUGUGUUAAUUGCCAUGAGCUCAAGGCAAAAUGUAGCGGCCAUCGCCCCUCCUGCCAUCGCUGCCAGGAGGCUGGGAUACCGUGUUCCUACGCCGACCGAAAGCACGAAAAGAUCCGCAAGCAACUAGAUGACGCUUCUGCUCAGAUUAACACCUAUGAAACUUUGAUACGAAAAUUAUACCCGAGACUCGACGAGGCGUCGAGGCAGCUUGUUGACCAGACCCUCGGUUACCGUUUAUUGACUACCGGUGGAAAUCGAUCUAGCUAUAGCCAUCUACAGGUGCCUUCCGCUCCUCAUGACAAAGACCUUUCUCAAUACCCUUUGGUGACUACAGACUACACGGCAGAGGAUUUCAACCGAAGUGGAAAGGUCCAGGCAAUGGGUUUUAUAGGCGAUCACUCGGAGGUAACAUGGUUGUAUAAGCUCAAACGCUUCUUGGACCAUCAUGAUAAUUGUCCAAUACUCACCUGUGAGAGCCCGGAUCAGCGUUCUGACUCCAUUUCAUCCCUGAAUUAUUUCCAGGACGACGCUCAACUCUCGAAGCUUGAUAAUGUCGACCUUUCUCAGCGGCCUCCCUGGCAUAUUGCUGACCAACUUGUGAAAACCUAUUUCCAAGCUGUACAUCAUGCUUUUCCUAUCAUAGGAAAGAACAUUUUUCUGCUUCAAUUUCGAUCAUUCUACGAAGAUCCGGACGCGCGACCUAGAACGCGGUGGGUUGCUGUACUUAAUUUAGUAUUUGCCAUCGCGUCCAAGUUCCAAUUGCUCGUUACCAACAAGGAUGAGGGACAUAGCGAUGACCAUCACACAUAUUUUGCGAGAGCGUGGCGUUUGAGUAUGCAGGAUGUCGCUCUUAUCGAUCAUCCCAACCUGCAGCAAGUCCAAGUUGAAGGACUAACUGCGUUCUACCUUCUAUCUAACUUCCAAGUCAACCGAUCAUGGCGAAUUACCGGAAUUGCAGUUCGAUCCGCAGUGGCCAUGGGCCUCAACCUCCGCAAUGCAGCAGAGACUGUCACUAAAAUCUCUAAAGAGACCCGGUACCGCGUGUGGUGGGCAUUAUGCAUGCUGGAUACAGUACUUUGCGUACGAACCGGUCGCCCACCUAGUACCGAGGCGGCCUUCUGCACUACCCCCUUACCAAUCCCCUACCCUGAGGAGGACUUCGGGCUCCAGGAAAUUGUCCAAAUUAUUGACAACCUAAGUAUUCGAAACAGUUUGGUGAACUCUCUCCUACCUGGGACUAUUGACGGCAGUGGCGAGACUGUGGAUGGGACGAAUGAACCCUGGACGAAUCAAAGUCCCAUCAUGGAGACAGUCUCGCGGAAAGGAAAAGAACCUGGGAAGACACAAUGGGAUAUCAAGAAAAAUAUUACUCCCAACAUCUCUCUGUCAUUUCUCUAUGGCCUUCAUCUGGAUUGUCUUUUGAGACGGGUCCUUGUUUCUCUGUAUGCUCCUGGGGAAACAAGGUGGUCCUGGGUCGAGAAGGAGAGUACAAUGUCAGGCCUCAACAAUAACGCCGAAAACUGGCUCUCGCGUCUCCCUGAGGAGUUUAAUUUCACGAAACUUGACGCCACUGACCCUUUCAUUCGACAACGUGCUGAUCUCGCUUUCCGCUUCUAUACUACGAAGAUCGCUAUAUCCCAACCCUGCCUCCGUCGCAUCGCCUACGAAACCUCUGCCACCAAUCCCCCGAGCACUUUCUGUAGCAACAUGGCAUUAAUAUGUGUGCAAAUGGCAUGUAAGAUGCUGGAUUUGCUCCCAAGCACCCCCGAUGCGGCCUGGCUGUAUGGAAUCUCACCUUGGUGGUGUGUACUACACUACGUAAUGCAAUCUAUGACAGUGAUUCUCACGCAACUCAUUGUGUGUACCGAACCUGGAUCUCCAGACGCUACAACUCUCAUCAGCAAAAUUGGCAAAGCCCUCAGAUGGCUUCGAGAGAUAUCCAUCAAAGAUCCUAACUCUGGACGAGCCUGGCUUGUCUGUAUGCAAAUUCUCUCGCGACAAGGCGAGAAGUUUGCUUUUGAAUUUGACACGGAGCUCUAG